Molecule: messenger RNA, 984 nt
Organism: Cucurbita pepo subsp. pepo (vegetable marrow)
Lineage: Eukaryota; Viridiplantae; Streptophyta; Magnoliopsida; Cucurbitales; Cucurbitaceae
Source: RefSeq, a predicted model, not a curated record
UCUAUAAUCUUUAUAACAUCGAUAUUCUUCUCUCGAAUUUGAUUUCAUCAAAUGGGUUUCUCGUUUUACGCUUCGAUUUGAAUCUAUAAUCUUUAUAACGUUGACAUUCUUCUCUCAAAUUGGAUUUCAUCAAAUGGGUAUUUGUUUUUUUGAUUCGAUUCAACUUUAAGAUCAAAACUCAAAAGUGGGUUUAUGUUGAUUGUAUCCAAAACAGUGAGAUUAUGGGGAUUGAUUUAGUGGAAGGAUAUUGAUAUUGCAAUUUGUGUGUGUAACAGUAGGGUUUACCAAGAGUAUUGUGAAGCAAUGAGUGGGCUGUCCUUGGGCAUAAUGGAGCUAUUGGGGAAGAGCCUUGGAGUAGAAGAACAAUACUUCAAAAACUUCUUCAAAGACAAUGAUUCCAUAAUGAGAUUGAACUUCUACCCGCCAUGCCAAAAGCCCCAUCUCACCUUAGGCACUGGCCCUCACUGCGACCCAACCUCCUUGACCAUCCUCCACCAAGACCAAGUCGGUGGCUUACAAGUGUUCGUCGACAACCAAUGGAGACUCAUCACCCCCAACUUCGACGCUUUCGUCGUCAACAUCGGCGACACAUUCAUGGCGCUAUCGAAUGGGAGAUACAAGAGCUGCUUGCAUAGAGCGGUGGUGAAUAGCGAAAGAACAAGGAAAUCUUUGGCGUUCUUUUUGUGUCCAAGAAAUGAUAAAGUGGUGAGGCCACCAAGGGAGUUGGUGGACACUCAGAACCCACGAAGAUAUCCAGAUUUUACGUGGUCGAUGCUCCUCCGGUUCACUCAGACCCAUUACCGAGCCGAUAUGAAAACCCUCGAAGCUUUCUCGGCUUGGCUUCAACAACAACAACAAGAACAACAACAAGAACAACAAGAACAGCAAUUUAAUAUUUAAUUUUAACAACACUUUUCCUCGCCUGAGGAAAAUCGUUUCUAUUUUCUUUCUUUUUCUUUCAAUCGAAAGACAAAGGAAAAGUUG